AUGGCCUCAACCAACAACCACACCACGGGCGUCACCGCUGCAGUAGACGAGAAGGAGCAGUGGAACGCGGCGACGCGGGCCAUCUCGCACGAGAGCGGCGACGAGCCGGCGCUCAAGGGCCAGCCGGCGCAGCUGCUCGGCCACGACAUCGACAACGGGCUCGACCCGGCCGAGGUCAAGCGCAUCACGCGCAAGAUCGACUGGCACCUCAUCCCGAUGCUGAUUGCCAUGUACUCGAUCUCGCUGAUCGACCGGACCAACCUCGCCGUCGCGCGCUCGGCCAACAACAACCAGUUCGACAAGGACCUCGGCACCGGCCGCAAAGAGGGCAUGGAGUACAACAUCAUCACGGUCGUGUUUUUCGUGCCGUACAUUGUCUUUGAGCUUCCCUCGCAGUUCGGCCUGCGCCGCUUCGGUGCCCGCUGGUGGCUCGGCUCGGCCGUCGUCGCCUGGGGAUUUAUCAUGUUGGGUAUGGGCUUCGCCAAGUCAUGGCAGGCGCUCGCGGCGCUGCGCGCCGUCCUCGGCUUCUUCGAGUCGGCGCUGUUCCCCGGCGCGGCGUACCUCAUUUCGUGCUGGUACCCGCGCCGCGACCUCGCCGUCCGCAACGUCGUGUUUUACAUCACCUCGGCCGUCGCCGGCUCGUUCGCCAAGCUCCUCGGCUUCGGCUUCUCCCAGGCGCACGGCAAGGCAGGCCUGCAUGGCUGGCAAUGGAUGUUCAUCAUCUACGGCAUCAUGACCAUAGUCAUCGGCUUGCUGGCGUACUUGUUCCUCGUCGACGUGCCGACAAAGGCCACGUUCCUCACUGAGGAGGAGCGCGAGAUCGUCCAGCUCCGCCUCGAGCGCGACCGCGCCGACUCGGUCCCCGACGCGCUCACCUGGGCCAAGAUGCUCAAGUACGCCAUGGAGCCUCUGCCGUGGCUCUUCGCGCUCAGCUUCAUGUCAGUCACGACGUCGGCCUACGCCCUGUCGUACUUCCUCCCCCGCAUCCUCACCGUCAUGGGCUUCAACAACGUCGAGUCGAUGGUUCUCGGCACGCCGGCCUACUUCUGGGCCAUUGUCCCCGCUCUCAUCUGCGGCCGCAUCGCCGACCGUAUCCCCGGUACUCGUGGCGCGGCCGUCAUCUUCAACUCGGUCUGCAUCAUCGCCGGCACAGCCAUGUACUCGCGCCUGCCUUCGACCAUGCGCGCUGCGCGCUUCGCAGGCAUCUUCCUCGCCUGCGGCGGCGGCAACGCCAACGUCCCGCUCCUCAUCUCGUGGCAGGCCGUUUCGAUCCGCUCCCAGUCCAAGCGCGCCUUCUGCUCGGCCCUCACCAUCGCCUUUGGCGGAAUCGGCGGUAUCCUCGGCUCGUCCCUCUUCUUCAACAGGGAGGCCGCGCAGGGCUACCCCACCGGCGUGUACACCAUCAUCGGCCUCAACUCGAUGGCCUUGGUCUUUGCCGUCAUCCUCAUCGUCUGGUUCCGCAUCAAGAACUCCAAGGCCGACCGCGGUCUCAUCCUCAUCGAGGGCAUCGAGGGCUUCCGCCUGCAGUGGUAG
Messenger RNA from Vanrija pseudolonga, 1533 nucleotides. Its product is annotated as MFS transporter prlL. The record is from RefSeq and is a predicted model, not a curated record. Lineage: Eukaryota; Fungi; Basidiomycota; Tremellomycetes; Trichosporonales; Trichosporonaceae. Gene Ontology annotation, biological process: transmembrane transport. Gene Ontology annotation, cellular component: membrane. Gene Ontology annotation, molecular function: transmembrane transporter activity. The coding region runs from base 1 to 1533 and encodes 510 amino acids. The transcript has 2 exons.